Prunus avium (sweet cherry) is the source of this 994-nucleotide messenger RNA. Its product is annotated as transcription factor MYB1. Lineage: Eukaryota; Viridiplantae; Streptophyta; Magnoliopsida; Rosales; Rosaceae. The record is from RefSeq and is a predicted model, not a curated record.
GUCACUGCCCUGAAAUUGCAAGGUUGAGUUUGGUGCUCUCCGGACCUUUAUAUAGGAACUAGCAGGCACAAGAUAAACUAGCUGCUAACAUAACAAGAAGAUGGAGGGAAAUAACUUGGAUGUGAGAAAAGGAGCUUGGACUAAGGAGGAAGAUGGUCUUCUGAAGCAGUGCAUUGAGAAUCAUGGAGAAGGAAAGUGGCACCAAGUUCCUUACAAAGCAGGGUUGAAGAGGUGCAGGAAGAGCUGUAGACUAAGGUGGUUGAACUAUUUGAAGCCAAAUAUCAAGAGAGGAGAGUUUGCAGAGGAUGAAGUAGAUCUAAUAGUUAGGCUUCACAAGCUUUUAGGAAACAGGUGGUCAUUGAUUGCUGGAAGACUUCCAGGAAGGACAUCGAAUGGUGUGAAAAAUUAUUGGAACACCCGACUGCGGACGAAUUCUCUGGUGAAAAGGACUACAAAAGAAAAAUCCCAAGAAACAAUAAAGACCAUGGUAAUAAGGCCUCAACCACGAAGUUUCACCAAAAGUUCAAAUUGUUUGAGUUUUAAAGAACCAAUGUUGGACCAUACUCAACUAGAAGAAAAUUUUAGUACGCCAUCACAAACAUCACCAUCAACAAGGAUUGGAAAUGAUUGGUGGGAUACCUUUUUAGAUGACAAUGAUGCUCUUGAAACAGCUACAAGUUCUGGUCCUGAGUUAGAUGAAGAACUGCUCACAAGUUUUUGGGAUGAUGAUGAUAUGCCACAAUCGACAAGAACGUGCAUCAAUUUUUCCGAAGAAGAACUGAGUAGAGGUGAUUUCUCUUUUAACUUGGACCUUUGGAAUCAUUCAAAAGAAGAAUAAAGUAGUUCUUAAGUAGUCUUCCUAGUAGCAAUUAUUUAGCAACUGUUUUUUAUUUGUCUAUUAUUGUUCAAGUCUUUGUAAUGUCGCUCCAUCGUCCCUUUUCCUUUUGUCUUCAUGUUUGAUGACUACUUUGCAUUGUAACAUCUAGCUUGCGUA